CUUCCGAUAAUGGUUGUAGUAGUUCUCCAAGUUUUAGCUUCGUACAGUAGAACUGUCUUGACAUUCGUGUUGAAGAUUCUCACUUUGAUAUUGGUUGACAGUUGUUUUGAGUUCCAUAUGUUCUUCAAUUGUAGUAAUGCAUCUCUUGCUUUGCUAACCCUCGCCUUUACGUCUGCAUCCGAUCCUCCUUUCUCAUCGAUGAUGAUACCCAGGUACAUGAAAGUUUCCAUCUCUUCCAUAGUUGCUCCAUCAAGUGUGACUGAGUUAGUGUUCUCUGGAUUGUGUUUGAGGACCUUGUUUCUUUCCAUGUGUACGUUACUGCUGCUCUUGAACCUCAGUGGUUGGUUUGCCUUCUUUGUUCUUGAUUGGGUGCUCUGAUUUACUAUAUCUUGAAGUUAUUGCUUCUUUGAUCACUUUCCACUUGUUCUCCAUGUUAGUUUCCUUUUGUGUGGUGCAUAUAUAUUGGCGCUCUCUUGUACCAAUAUUCCUUUUAUUUGGAUGGAUCUUGUAAGGCUUGGAACCUGUUGUUGAGAGCUAACUUGAAUUCAUUGAGUUUGUCGGCAGCUCGAAAGAAGACUAUUAAACCUUUGUAAUGCUCUUUCUUUAGCUUCAGUUUCAUCUUGGCAACCACCAGUUGGCGGUCUGAAGCUAUGCCAGCUCUUCUCCUGGUUCUCAUGUCUUCCAUUGGCCUUGUGAAUUUUUUUAUGAUGCAAAUAUGAUCGAUCUGAUUCUCUGCAGUGUGAUCCGGUGAGACCCAUUUAGCUUUGUAUAUGCGUUUGUGGUGGAAUAUUAUGCCACCUCUAACUUUUUUUGAAUGCACAUUUGUUUGCAAAUCUCUCAUCAUUCUCGUUCAUUUCUCAGUCAAUCCAUGUCGUCCCGUGAUAUCUUCACGUCCAGUAUUGUCCAUUUCAACUGUGGCGUUCAGUUCUCCUAUCAGGAUGGUCAGCUUUUUUCCUGAAGACAUCGCUAUGAUUGAUUGCAACCUCUCAUAGACAGAUCUUUAUCGUCGUCAUUGUUAUCAUUGUUGCGUGCAUAACACUGGAUAAAAUUCCUCGUGAUUUCCUCCUUUGUUUUGAAGGAUGCUUUGACGAUUCUGGAUCCGUGAGAUUCCCAUCCUAUAAGUGCUUUACGUGCUUCUUUGGACAGCGUCAGAACAACCCCGUCAGUGUGUGGAGCAUUUUCUUCGUGAUCAGAGUACAAUAGCACCUCUCCCGAAUAUAACCUUUUCUGUCCAACUUGGGUCCAAUGGGUUUCACUUAUUCUGCGAACCGCCAAGUUGUAUCUCCUCAUAUCGAUAGCUAUUUGAUUAUUCCUCCAGGUCUCCCACAUUGUCCGGACAUUCCGUAUACCGAUAUUAACUAUUACUGUGGUUGCGUGAUAGGGUAUCGAACUUAUGACUUCCAAAGAAUCUCGGUUUUUAUCAUGAGGCCUCCUAAUUCUUCUGAAUGAAGAUCCUUCGACUCCCAGGACAGAGUCUGAAGGGUUUAAACGAUUUUUUGGAUAGCGUUUUUAGCAAAGUUUUUUCCUACGGGAUGGGGUUGCUGACCCCAUGCCCAAUCCUUCUUUACCCGGGCUUGGGACCGGCAGUAACUCUAGAAAGGUUCUGGGCAGACUUUUUUGUUUCUUGAUAAUCUCGAAAUAUCCUAUGUGAAGGUACACAUUUUGUCCUGAUGUUAGGAUUUACUAAUAUCAUGUGACCUUGUGUGGUUUCUAUCUUGUUGGUGCAGGUUAUAUUGCAUGAAUUCGGUUCUGAAAUGUGGGUUCUAGCAAUAUCUUUCACACAAUAAGUGUUUCACAGCUUUUAAAACAAAAUAGUAUGGAAUCACAGAUCAAGAUGAUUGUGUUAGUAUUUCUAGUGCCGAAUUAUUACUGUCGGUUAAUAUGUUGACUAAGUAAUUGAGUUGCUCGACUUUUAACUACUGGAUUACAAGUUCAUAGCUUACUACACUUUGACUGGACUAUCCAGGAAGUAUCACUAGUCAUCACUAAAAAGAAGUAUGCUUCAAGCCUUGGGUAUUGCUUUGUAUUAUGUGGUUCUUUUGCCAAAUUAUUUUGCCUUCUGUCAUACCUUGCAACUGAUAAGGAAUGUCAUUUUACGUCUAGUCGUACUGAGAUAUCAUAAGCUUUUGAUGUCCUCAUAAAGACUCACAUUGGAUUCGUGACUAUAAACACCGAUCAGAAACCGGACUACUAAAUUACGACUUAUUUUCUCGGAGAUUAUCAAUAAUCAGAAGAGGUUUGUUAUUAUUUGCUGAUUUACUAGAUCAGAUUUAUCGGUCCAUAACUUGAAUCAUGUUGUAUAUUAACUGACUUUUUCUAAUCUUGUCAUGGUUUCAGCAAUUUAUUACCGACGUAAAUCAGGAGGAAAUUUGUUCACUAGCUAUUCAUACUUCUGCAAUAUGGAUGUCUAAUUUUGUGACAAAUAACUGUCAUUCAUCAGUUGUCAGUUAUUUAGAUAUUGUGCAUAUGAUCUAUAAUUCAAUGCAAUAUUCUGAAAACCUUUAUUUAACCGGAAUAAAUGCUUUAAUAAAUAUAUAUGAAUCCGAUGGUGUUGGAUUAAAUUCAGAUAGAGAUGCAGGGUUUUUACUUGAUUUUCAUGUCUCCGAAUUGACAAAGUUCAAAUAUACUUUACAACAUCUUGUCGAAUUACAUUCAAUAAAUCUUCAAAAUGGUGUUCAAUGGGAUGAAUUUAAAGGAUAUGAAGCAUUGAACAAAACUGUACUACUUUUAUCAAUAUUGUCAGAGAAACAGAUGGAUUAUCUCAUUCAUCGACUUACUAAUUCAUGCAUUAAUACCACUAACCAGUCUAUUCAUGAAUUAUUUGAUAUGUUUCUGUUAACAUUCUCACUAAGUGGUCAUUAUCCUUACGAUGAAAAUAUCAGUGAUGUCGCUUUACAAAUAUGGUUGAAUAUUCAUGAAGCAUCAAUUAGCACAACCGCAUAUACUGUUGGUAAUGUUCACGAUGAAGAUGCUAGAUUAUCUGAAGAUACAAUUAAACGUAUCCAUAUGGAGUUCAGUCAACGUGCAUUUAUUAAAUCCCAUUAUCCAAAAGAUUUAAAUCAAUAUCAUACCACAUGGAACCAAGAAGAUAGAGAUCGUUGGUUGAAAUUUCGUCAAGAAAUAAGUAACUGCUUUCUCUCAGUGUUCAGAUACUUGAAUUUGCAUGACUGGUUUCUUCAAGCAACUAAUCAGCUUCAGUCUACUAUAUACAAUUGUACAAAUGAAGAAUUAUUAGCCAAUUGGCAGUGUACUCGGCGUGCCUCAGAAGAUAGUCAAUAUCAUACGGAAUUCCUAUGAUGGAUUAAAUUGCAAAAUCGUGCAUGGAGGACAGUUGACAAACUCGUUCGAGGUAAAGACCGGUGUCAGGCAAGAUUGCUUACUCUCACCCGUUCUCUUUCUCCUGGUGAUCGACUGGAUCAUGAAGACGUCAACAUCUGAAGGGAAGCACGGGAUACAAUGGACAUCUAGGAUGCAGUUGGACGAUCUGGACUUCGCAGAUGAUCUGGCCUUUCUAUCCCAAACGCAACAACAGAUGCAGGAAAAGACGACCAGUGUGGCAGCAGCCUCAGCAGCAGUAGGUCUCAAUAUACACAAAGGGAAAAGCAGGAUUCUCCGAUACAACACAAUGCACUAAUCCAAUCACAAUUGACGAAGAUUUGGAAGAUGUAAAAACCUUUACGUAUUUGGGCAGCAUCAUUGAUGAACAGGGUGGAUCUGAUGCAGAUGUGAAGGCGCGGAUCGGCAAAGCAAGAACAGCAUAUUUACAACUGAGGAACAUCUGGAAUUCAAAGCAACUGUCAACCAACACCAAGGUCAGGAUUUUCAAUACAAAUGUCAA
Schistosoma haematobium is the source of this 3838-nucleotide messenger RNA. RefSeq lists its product as uncharacterized. Gene Ontology annotation, cellular component: cytoplasm; nuclear membrane. The transcript is spliced from 5 exons. The coding region runs from base 2404 to 3297 and encodes 297 amino acids. Gene Ontology annotation, biological process: protein import into nucleus. The record is from RefSeq and is a predicted model, not a curated record. Lineage: Eukaryota; Metazoa; Platyhelminthes; Trematoda; Strigeidida; Schistosomatidae.